Molecule: messenger RNA, 3209 nt
Organism: Acomys russatus (golden spiny mouse)
Lineage: Eukaryota; Metazoa; Chordata; Mammalia; Rodentia; Muridae
Gene: Rad51ap2
Product: RAD51 associated protein 2
Exons: 3
Coding region: 1-3198 (1065 amino acids)
Source: RefSeq, a predicted model, not a curated record
AUGUCUUUCUCGCGUCCCGCGUGGCCUGCGAGGCCCGCUUGGCCAGUCUCCGUCUCCUCAGAACCGCUUCCGCCUCCUGAGGACCCCGCUGCGGCGUCACCUAGCAGCAAGCGGCCUCGUCUGAAGGAGCCUGAAGGCAUCUCUGAGACGGGAUGGCCUCUGCUUGUGGUGCCUCGCUUGUCUGAGGUAGAAAAAGUCUGGGAGUGGUCGCCCAGACCUAUCACAGCAUUCCUCAUUCCAAAGAGCCUGUGGAGUUCAGGGAACAGUGGGAGGCCGCGGUGUGACCUGGGAUGGCAGGACAGAACAUUCCAUAGGCAGAGCUAUUGGCAGUCUGGAAUCUCAGGAAGAGCAGGUUGUUCGAGGGCUCCAGGAAGGUUUUGUGAAGCCGGACUGCAGGACAGGGAGGCCGUGGGUGUGUGCCAUGGUGGCCAAGCAGAAGUGAGUCACGCUUCACCCAACACCUCUAUGCCAGGUGUCCAAGGAGUCAAACAGGAGCCCGAAGAACUUCCUGUCCGGAAGAAAAAAAGUAUUCUGAAAGAAAAGAAUUCUGUGAGACAGCCAGGAAACCCAUAUCUAGAUGUAAACAUUUCUGAGGAAACUAAGUCAACAUUACAUGACAGUGUUAUAAUCUCAGGGAAAAAAGAAAAUGACGUUUCAUCAUCGACACUAAAAAUAUCAAAAUUUCAAAACCAGGCCCAAGAAAACGCCAAUCCCAGCUAUAUUAGAAAUAGUGUCACAAUAAUUUGCCCUGAGUUUCCAAAGGAUUUAAAUAGCAACAUGUCCUUUGUCUAUUUAAAGAAAAUAGCAAAGAAAAAGAAUGACAAAAUUGUGGCAUAUGUUAGGGAUUUCACAACCAUUUUUUGUUCUCAAAAUAGACCUGAUGCUAAGAAACAAAAGUUACAGGAUGAUAAAAAAAAUGUAUUUGUGGAAAAUGACUUUUCUGACUAUGAAAGUAACCACCAGUCACUCACUGUUAAAGAGAAAAUAGACUUAAUCAAUUUAAACUACUACUGCCGCAGCCACAGCAGUAUUGAGUGUGAUGUAAAUGACUCUAAAAAGAAUUUCAGUCUAACACUAGAAGAUGAAAAUUGGGAAGGAACAGAAAGGAGUCUAGACUGUUACAUACCUACCAGACAAGAAGAAUCGCAAAGCUGGCACUGUAACAGCUCUAUUUUGAAAAGCAAGAAGCAAAAUUGUUUGAUAAUGAAAAAAAAUAAGAUUAUUUGUGAAAAUACAAAUAAACUUAGAGAAAAUUUGAUUUUGGUACAGUUACUAGUGACAAACCUUUUAAACAAGGGAGAUUAUUAUAACGUGAGAGCCAAGAAAGUGCAUGAACAACAGUCAAAGACUCUGAUAAUAGGACAUCUGGGUACUUCCUCCAAUUUAAUACAGGUUGUUUGGUUUAGUGGUAAAGGCGAAAAUGCCAAUAUGCUACAGCUGAGAUACUAUACUGUACAAAAGUACAUUUCAGGAAAUAAAGAAGAUAGCGCUUUAACCCGGCAUAAAGCAAUAAAAUGUGAAAAGCAAAUUGAUAUUCAAAAGAGUGGCAUUUUGAGCAAAUAUUUACAAAAUAUUAUUUCAAAACUCUUACAUAUCAUUCUGAAAAUUAAUACAGUUUCAUUGCCCCAAAACUUUGAUUCUUUCAUAAGAAAUGGAGACUACUGGAAAUCAGAAGAGAGAUGCAUUUUCAAAUGUAUAGUGCAUUUGAAUUAUUUGAAAAAUAUUAUAAAGGGAAGUCAUAUUGUAUAUCUAACGAAAAUGUUAAUUUCUUCAAGACCAUUAGAAAAUAAUACAAAAUCUAUGGCAAAGAAAAGAAAGCUUUUUAAAAUAAAACACGCUCUUGAAAGGGCUAAGAAACAAAAUAUCAAUUCUCUUACUUUAACAACUAAAAGUUUUCCAAGUUAUAAACCAUGUGAAGAAUUUUCUCUUUUAAUGGAUUUUGAUAACAUGAAAGGACUUUAUUUGACAAAAGAACCUAGUUUUGAAAAUACAAGUUGUCCUGAACAACUUCUAUAUGUGGAAGAAAGUAGUAUGUGCAAUCAAUAUUUAGAUACUGACAGAAAAUGGAAGCAUAAGACCACUUACUUCAUUUUUAAGCUCAUAUGUGACGAUGCCUUUAAUGUUAGGCAACUGGGCACAUUGUUAAGCCAAAACACAACACACAGUGACCAGAUGAGUGCUACUGCAAUAACUCAGAAGCUCAGCUUGGAGAAUUUGUUAGGUGAAACAGAAGAGAAAAUACAUGAUUUUAUUUUGAAGAAAGAAAUGAAGGUCACAAAAACUUCAAGUAGUUUCCAAGCUCAGAAUGCUAUUGACGUAGAGAAGGAAGAGGAUAGUUCUCAUCCAAUGGACAGAAUGUCUUCAGUGCAGUCAGCUUCGUUAGCGAGUAAGAGUGUAUAUGUGGAAGAAGAUGAACUUGUUAAUCAAAAUAUUGGAGCUCACACAGAAGAGGACGGAAGUAUUUUGCAAGAAAGUGAGUUAAUUAAUUCAAAGCAUUUUUCUCCAAAGAAUGACUCUACACUAUAUGCUAAUCAUCAAUUUGAAAGGGAUUCAAGUGAAGAGAACAAUGAAUGUUUUCAGGGCUUAACUGCUAAAUGUUUAUCAACAGAAACUCUGCCAAUAGCAAAAGAUUUUGAGAUGAAGAGCAAAUUUGAUUUGGUACUUGAAGAACUGCGGAUGUUUCAUGAAAUUAGUAAAGAAAAUGAAAUUCCACGUACUGUGGAAAUGGACAAUAGGAAAGAAAACAACUUUAGCGAAAGUAACAAUGUUAUGGAGGCAAGAAUGGAGUCAGGAAAAACUCUGGAAAUGGUCGAAACCAACAAGAGAUAUGAACCUUCUCUGCCCUGUCACGUGGAAGCAGGCCCCGAUAAGCAUAAAAGGCACCAAGGUUUAUUUAAUUGGAAAAUAAUACCUACUCAUGGAGGGCAGGUGGUUCCCAAUGAGUAUGGUUGUCUGAGACCAGCGGAAGAAUUACUCCAUUCUAUUCCUGAGGAAGAUUAUAAGAAAACUUUACCUAAAAGCCCUGCUUUUUCUCCUGAUGAAUGUAAAAAAGAAAAGUAUAAUUAUUUAUCGAAGGGAGGUGGUCAUUUUUCACACGGCAUUUCCAGAGUACUGCCCCUUAAGACGUGCAGCCGUCCGAUUAGGGUUGGCUUGUCAAGAAGAGCUAGGCUGAAACAACUUCAUCCGUAUCUGAAAUGAAUGAGUUGUAC